AUGACCCCUGACCCCCGUACCGGAAGUUUCUACCUCUCAGCGCUCCAGGCAUAUGAAGAAGCCCUCAAUGGAGACCAUCACAGUGGAGACUCAGAUGGAAGAUCUUACCAUCCUAGGUCCCCAUCUCCAGCAUCCUCCACAACAGUUCGAGCUGGGACCACUGGACAAAGAGUGGUAUUGCCAUGCAGCCUUGUUCACAGGGGAGACGGAUUCCAGGUUUUUGGAAUCCCAGAGGAGACAACUAGACAGGACUGGAUUGAAACCAACAACAACCCCCUUCCCCUCCCAGAGCCAGAGUGGCACUCCAAAGGAGUCCCUGCAUACCCCUUGUACCAUGGUCCCCUUAGACCAGAUUUGCCAACCCUCAGAGAUGCUGAGCGACCUUUUGUCACUAAGAACCAACAAAUCACAGAGGCCCACGCACUCGCCAGUCCUGUCAUCCCAUUCGAGCAACCUUGGACUCUGGUCCAUCUCAUGCUCAUCAAGUCCAGGCUCGACAUACAGUCUGCCAGGCUCCUCUCAGAAGUCAAGGCCCAUCUGGAGACCAGAAGAGAGGCAGCAGCACUCUCGAGAAGGGUCAGAGAGUAUGAGGAAUGUACCUGGCCCCACGAGUUUGAUGGAACUGCAGUCCCCAAUGAGACCCCAAGUCCUACCUGGGUCAUAGAUUCCGAUCACCCCACAGCAAACUUCGUUUGCCAUCAAUAUGGUGUCACAGAACCUGAAGUGUACUCGAUGACGAUGAAGCACACCGCUAUGCCAUGGCAUACUCCCAUCCAACCCUCCCAAACCCCUAUGCCAACAAAACCACCCAUAGGAGGGUACUACAAGGAGAUCCUGAGGCAGGUCCAUCAGGUACUCAAUACAGUGGUGGAGAUGGUCCCAGUACUCCUAUGGGGGUUGAACUGGGACAAAUUGUUUGAUGCUAUAGGCUAUGGCAUUUGCACUGAUCCUUGGUGGCGGAUGACCAAUGCAGGAAUCGAUUACAUUAGUGCUAACCGGAUAUAUGAUCAGUUCACAAUGACCAAUAUUAUAAUGGUAGAAAUGUAUUGCGUAACGGCAAACAUCUGGAACAUGAUCCACCCCAAAGAUCCGAAGGAACCUGGGGCCCCAUACUGCUGA
Molecule: messenger RNA, 1119 nt
Organism: Desarmillaria tabescens
Lineage: Eukaryota; Fungi; Basidiomycota; Agaricomycetes; Agaricales; Physalacriaceae
Exons: 3
Coding region: 1-1119 (372 amino acids)
Source: RefSeq, a predicted model, not a curated record